This is a messenger RNA of Penicillium canescens, 1119 nucleotides long. RefSeq lists its product as uncharacterized. NCBI's taxonomy places the organism in Eukaryota, Fungi, Ascomycota, Eurotiomycetes, Eurotiales, Aspergillaceae. The transcript has 4 exons. The coding region runs from base 1 to 1119 and encodes 372 amino acids. The record is from RefSeq and is a predicted model, not a curated record.
AUGUGCCUUUGCACAGGUUGCCAGCGAGAGAACGGAAUUCGCGACCCCGAUUCGCUGUGCAAUAGCUGUGGUCACGCUCUUGAACUACACUCCGUUCCUAGAGAGUUGUACAACUCCUCCAUCCCCAUUAGGACGGUCCCCCGAGACGAGACCGUUAGGGAACUUGCCGGAAAUCUCCAAGGACAGCAAAACAGACUGUUCUUUGGUAUCCCAGGGUCCGGAAAGUCGCAACUCGCAAGGGAACUCUACAACUACCUACUCUUUCAAUGUUUCAAGGUUGUUUUCAUCUGGAACUUUGACCCAUCAGGAUUCACCAACAUCACGAACAUCACCGAGUACUUGCUAUGGCAUGUUGAAUUUGAAGGACUUCGAUCAUCGUCCAAUACUCUGUGGAGCGACAAUAUCAUUUUCAUCAUUGACGAAGCCCAUAAGUCUUAUGGCUGCGACAAAUUCUGGCAGGUGGUCAACAAAUGCAACGCCGACCAUAUCGAAGGGUUCAUGGCGCCUUCUUUCUGGCUCUUCAGCAAUUACGGCCCAAGUGCGAUGGUCACAUCUCCCAACAACGGCGAAGGAAACAUUGACCGCCCUAUCAUCCCAUUCCCCGAGGAUCUGUCACUUCACUAUGAUCUCGGGGAGUGUAUGCGGGCCAUCGACCUCUACCUCGAGAAAAUGGGCGACAAGUAUGACAUUGACAACGCCACGAGGGGGUAUGUGUUCGACCUCACCAACGGUCACCCCAGGCUGGUAGACUGGAUCCUGGAAUUCGUCAACGAACUCUAUCAUGCCCACUUCAAGCGGGCUGGAAUCCGCAUGUUGGGUGUGGGAGAGCUCGACGAGGCCCUCACCUCGUCGGGGGUGUUGGAGGGUCACCUCCGCGCCGCCGCGUUCAAGACUGGCCUACCAAUGGUCGGAACCGGCCUCUUCCCCCCAACUGCGGAAUUUCGGGUGUUGAUCAACGCCGUGGCCGGGGGAGAGGAGGGUCUCCCUGGGACGCCUCAAACGAGGCAAUGCGGGCCUGCAUCCGAAAGGGCUGGCUCGCCAUCAAGAGCCAUGCUCGCGGUGCGGGGGGACCGAAGUGGUGGUCAAGUUCCUGGUGGCGGUGGCCAACGGCCACCUUGA